Molecule: messenger RNA, 2518 nt
Organism: Elaeis guineensis (African oil palm)
Lineage: Eukaryota; Viridiplantae; Streptophyta; Magnoliopsida; Arecales; Arecaceae
Product: heat shock protein 81-1
Biological process (GO): protein folding
Molecular function (GO): ATP-dependent protein folding chaperone; ATP hydrolysis activity; ATP binding
Source: RefSeq, a predicted model, not a curated record
CCCUCCGGCUUUGCAGCCUCAGAACAAUCUAGAACCACCCGCCUCUUCUCUAUAUAAACCCGUUCUCUCCUCAAACCCUAGAUCCCCCCGAAUCCCAUAGUGUCUCUCGGUUGUGUCGAGCCCUAGCCCCAUCCCUCUUUUCUCCUCCAAGCCAAAUCUCUUCUCUCUUCGACCAUGGCGGCCGAGGCGGAGACCUUCGCCUUCCAGGCGGAGAUUAACCAGCUCCUCAGCCUGAUCAUCAACACCUUCUACUCCAACAAGGAGAUCUUCCUUCGCGAGCUUAUCAGCAACGCCUCCGAUGCGCUGGACAAGAUCCGGUUUGAGAGCCUCACGGACAAGAGCAAGCUCGACGCCCAGCCGGAGCUCUUCAUCCAUAUCGUCCCCGACAAGGGCUCCAACACCCUCUCCAUCAUUGACAGCGGUAUUGGUAUGACCAAGUCCGAUCUGGUCAACAAUCUUGGUACUAUUGCUAGGUCCGGCACCAAGGAGUUUAUGGAGGCGCUCGCGGCCGGGGCCGAUGUAAGCAUGAUUGGCCAGUUUGGAGUGGGGUUCUACUCUGCCUAUCUUGUAGCUGAGAAGGUGGUGGUGACCACAAAGCACAAUGAUGAUGAGCAGUACGUGUGGGAGUCCCAGGCCGGUGGGUCGUUCACUGUUACGAGGGAUACCUCUGGGGAAAACCUCGGACGGGGCACCAAGAUCACUCUUUUCCUCAAGGAGGAUCAGUUGGAGUACCUUGAGGAGCGCCGCCUCAAAGAUCUGAUCAAGAAGCAUUCUGAGUUUAUCAGCUAUCCUAUCUCCCUGUGGACUGAGAAGACCACCGAGAAGGAAAUUUCUGAUGACGAGGAUGAGGAGGAGAAGAAAGAUGCUGAAGAAGGGAAGGUUGAAGAUGUCGAUGAAGAGAAAGAAGAGAAGGAGAAGGAGAAGAAGAAGAAGAAGAUCAAGGAGGUGUCGCAUGAGUGGUCUUUGGUCAACAAGCAGAAGCCAAUCUGGAUGAGAAAGCCUGAAGAGAUCACCAAGGAAGAGUAUGCUGCUUUCUACAAGAGUCUAACAAAUGACUGGGAGGAACACUUGGCUGUUAAGCAUUUCUCUGUGGAGGGCCAGCUGGAGUUCAAGGCGGUGCUUUUUGUGCCUAAGAGAGCUCCUUUUGACCUCUUUGAUACCAGGAAAAAGCUCAACAACAUCAAGCUUUAUGUUCGUCGUGUCUUCAUCAUGGACAACUGUGAGGAACUAAUUCCGGAGUACUUGAGCUUUAUCAAGGGGAUUGUUGACUCUGAGGACCUUCCCCUCAACAUCUCUAGAGAGAUGCUUCAGCAGAACAAGAUCCUCAAAGUCAUCCGCAAGAACCUGGUCAAGAAGUGCAUUGAGCUCUUCUUCGAGAUUGCUGAGAACAAGGAGGACUACAACAAGUUCUAUGAAGCAUUCUCGAAGAAUCUCAAGCUAGGCAUACAUGAGGACUCUGCGAACAGGACCAAGUUGGCUGAAUUGCUUAGGUACCACUCAACCAAGAGUGGGGAUGAGAUGACAAGCCUCAAGGACUAUGUUACAAGGAUGAAGGAGGGUCAGAACGACAUUUACUACAUCACGGGUGAGAGUAAAAAGGCUGUUGAGAACUCCCCAUUCCUGGAGAGGCUGAAGAAGAAGGGCUACGAGGUUCUUUACAUGGUUGAUGCAAUUGAUGAGUAUGCUGUGGGUCAGUUAAAGGAGUUUGAGGGGAAGAAGUUGCUUUCUGCAACAAAGGAGGGAUUGAAGCUUGAUGAGAGUGAGGAUGAAAAGAAGAAGAAGGAAGCCCUCAAGGAGAAAUUUGAGGGGUUGUGCAAAGUCAUCAAGGAAGUGUUGGGUGACAAGGUAGAGAAGGUUGUGGUGUCUGAUCGAGUGGUAGACUCUCCCUGCUGUCUGGUCACUGGUGAAUAUGGUUGGACUGCCAACAUGGAGAGGAUCAUGAAGGCACAAGCCCUGAGGGAUUCGAGCAUGGCCGGCUACAUGUCCAGCAAGAAGACAAUGGAGAUCAACCCAGAGAACCCCAUCAUGGAGGAGUUGAGGAAGCGGGCAGAGGCAGACAAGAAUGACAAAUCGGUCAAGGACCUCGUGCUGCUGCUAUUUGAGACAGCCCUUCUCACCUCUGGCUUCAGCCUUGAUGAUCCCAACACCUUUGGUAACAGGAUCCACCGCAUGCUGAAGUUGGGUCUCAGCAUUGACGAGGAUGAGAUUGUUGAUGCAGAUGCUGACAUGCCUUCACUGGAGGAUGCUGAUGCAGAGGGCAGCAAGAUGGAGGAGGUCGACUAAACCAUUUUUACCAUUCGUUCUCCGGUAUUUCCUAUCGGGUUUAAGAACUCAGUCAGCUCAUCUAGAAUAUGAUAAUUUUGUGGCAUGUUUAGCCUUAUCUUACUGUGUUUGGCUGCCUUAUUUGUUAGCUAGUGCUGGAGGCUUUUAUUUUAUUUUUGCAUACAUAGACGUUUGUGAUGUAGUGCUGUUCCGGAAUUCCAAAUAAUAUUAGCAUAGCUGUUUUCUACUCUGUUAA